GCUUAGUUCGAUUCAGGCAAUCGAGGUGAUCACAAGUGUAGCGGAUAGAACGAGAAUGAAAUACGCCUAUCUUCUGGCGAUCUGUGCCAGUUUGCUGCUCCGUAAACUGGAGACAGCAGCUACGGCAGCCAGUGUCGGUGAACCCAGUCAGGAGCUCAAAUAUGCGGCCCAGACUAUUGGAUUGGAUGAAGUUGGCUUGCGCGAACUGUGGCGCACCAGGCAGCCGCUGGUUAUCAGACGGCAAAGUGGAGACGGUCUUCUGACCUCGGAGACCUUUGAACUGAGUCCGGAUGGCAGAUCGCUUUCAAGAAAAAGGGUUAUAGAGGGAUCAUCGCCCGCCAGGCUGACGGAUAACUCCCUCUCCAAGCCCCAAGAGGACUGGGAGUAUGUGCCGAAUACAGUUCGUCAGCGCCCUUCGUUUGGGGAAUCUCAUUUCGGAACAGGUAACUUCGAUACGAAUAUUUUUGGCACGGGUUUUCCCAGGGCUCCGCUGUUCCCCAACUGGGAGGUGCCAGCCGGAGUGACGCCCCAAGUCACAACCAAGACGGAAGUGGAUAACUUGGGCCGGAAGGUGACGACCACGACAAGAUCUUAUAGCGGCAGAGUGGUGCCGGGAAGUAAUGUGUUCGAGCAGCUAUUUCCCGACAUAUCGAGGGAACCGGUCCCCAUAAGCCCCGACCUAACCCAGAAUCCACCCAUCGGAGCUUUUGGUUCGAACUCUGGAUCAGCCCCCAGCCCAACUCCAAGAGGACCCUACUAUGUUCCCGUGAUAGACCCACCCACCACAAAGCGAACUCCAGUGCCCCUGCCCACCCUGACCCCUCCAGAGGAUGACGGAACGGACAGAGUCAUCGAUAACUUCUUGGAAAAGCUGAACCUAAGAACCUCGGACAUUGAAAAUGCAAAUGGAGAGUUGGUGAAGACGAUCGUGGAUAAGAAUGGACGAGUGCUGACUGCCAGAUUUGUCCUUAGCACCGUCAAAAAUCCACAGGAAGAGCCCAAGCCGCAGCCCACCAAGUAAAUCGAGCCUUUAAGAGCUCAUUUUAAAUGGCAUAAGUAAAAAUUUAAAUAUUUUGUAAACAAUGUUUGAAAAAAUAGCUCGAUUCAAUAAAUAAGCUUAUCAGCUGGGGCUAAACCCAGGCAGUAGAA
Molecule: messenger RNA, 1149 nt
Organism: Drosophila biarmipes
Lineage: Eukaryota; Metazoa; Arthropoda; Insecta; Diptera; Drosophilidae
Exons: 2
Coding region: 56-1021 (321 amino acids)
Source: RefSeq, a predicted model, not a curated record